GCAGAACCCUGAAACACAUUCACAGUCCACUUGCAGUCUUCAUUGCUGUCAGCCAUCCAUCAGCCUUCAUCACCAUGUCCGCCGACAUUAUGGAAGUGACCUCGCUGGGCCGACCUUUCACCUUGGGAAUGCUCUACGAUGCCCGCAAAGACGCCAUCCUGCCAGGUUAUGUUCUGUGGGAUGAGGAGACCAUUCAGAAGAACACGGUUGUGAACGCUCAGCGCAGUAGCGACUUCACGGUGACGGCGUCCGACUCCAUCGAGUCUCGCUCCUCCCUGCUGGAUGUCAAUGCGUCCAUCAAGGCCAGCUUCCUGUGCGGUCUGAUCGAAGUGGGCGGAUCUGCCAAGUACCUGAAUGACAAGAAGAACCUGAAAAGCCAGAGCAGAGUGACCUGUCAGUACAAGGCCACCACCGAGUUCAAGCAGCUGUCGCUCACUUCGCUGCGUCAACUGGCGCCCUAUCAAGUGGACAUCGUGGAGAAGGGCAUCGCCACGCAUGUCGUCACGGGUAUCCUUUACGGCGCAAACUGCGUCUUUGUCUUUGACAGCGGGAAGAUGGACGAGAGCAACAUUCAAGAUAUCCAAGGCAGGAUGGAAGCGGUCAUGAAGAAGAUUCCCACGUUUAACGUGAGCGGGGAGGUCGAAAUCAAGAUGACCGAGGAAGAAAAAGCACUCACGAAGAAGUUCACCUGCAAGUUCUUUGGUGACCUCAUUCUGAAGAGCAACCCUGGAAACUUUGAAGAAGCGGUCAAAACUUACGUAGAGCUUCCAACACUCCUGGGCCAAAAUGGCGAGAACGCCGCUCCAUUGAAGAUCUGGCUGCUGCCUUUGAAGAGUCUGAGCACCAAAGCUCCGAGCCCUGAUCUGACCUGCAUUAGCGCCAAUCUGCUGACAAAAGUCCAGGAUGCUCUAGAAGAUGGACAACAGAUAGAAAUGAGAUGUAACGAUUCUCUUGAAGACAUCGCGGCCGAGUAUUUUCCCGAGGUCUACGACUCCUUGAGACGCUUCAAGAAGCUGUGCCAGUAUUACACGUUGUUUCUCCGACAGGCCAUGCUCAAUAAACUUCCUGUCAUCCGCGACGGCACAGAAGACGAGAGCGAGCUGGCCAAGAUCUUUGCGGACAAAGAGACGAGCCCCUUCAGUCACGAAGCUCUGAGCAGCUGGUUGGACGGAACGGAGCGGGAGAUCACCAUCAUACGCUACUGCAUCGACAACAUGGACGGGCUAAAUGUCAAGUUUGUCCAAAGCAAAUCUGAGCUGGAUCGAGUUCUUUACGCUCGCGGAGUCGAACAUGUCCUCUGCUUCGUUUUCACCUCCCUGGAAAGCAGCGACCCCCAGCUGGACGACAUGACACAAUACCUGAACCAGUGCACGUUACUAAAAGCCAGCGAGAACCCUUGGUACUUCCGUGAUGAUGUCAUCGCCAGCAUGAAAAAGAAGGCCGACGCUUUUGUUGACAUCGCCAGAUCGCUGAAGGAUAACCACACUGUCCAAUUUGUCGUCACCGCGAUGACCAACACGGCGCAAGAUGGAGCGAGCGUCUACCACUACAAGAAUGGCGUCCUGAUCACUGAUGACUUCUCCAAACCUGAUGUCCCCCCCGUCCAGGACAUACGAGACAAAAGUGAAUUGAUGUGGUAUGCCUGCGAUCUGCGCCUGGACCCGAUGACGGCAAACUCCAGUCUUACCCUCUCGCAGGACAACAGGAUGAUGUCUCGCGGGCAAUCCAAGAGCUACCCGGACAAUCCGGACCGCUUUGAUGUGUGCCCACAGGUGUUGUGCAUCAAUGGUCUCGUGGGGUGUCAUUACUGGGAAGUGGAGUGGGGCGGUAGUGUUGACCAAGAUAUCGCGAUAGGCGUCACAUACAGAGGAAUCCCUAGGAAAGGGGGGAAAGUGGAGUGUUACAUAGGUCGUAACGCCAUGUCCUGGUCUUGUGGCAUCAUUGGAGCCCAAAACAUCUUUGCGUAUUAUAACUCUCAGCGGAAACUCAUGAGUUUUCCUAACAAGGCACUCAAGCGCAUUGGCGUGUACCUUGACUGGCCCGGUGGAUCUCUGUCCUUUUAUGACGUCUCCUCCGAUGGGCUCACUCACCUCUACAGCCACUACGAUACAUUCACUGAGCCCGUUUAUCCGGGGUGCUACGUCUAUUCCUCAUCUGGUCAUGUUUUCUUCUGCUCCGUCCAGUAGAAGUACAGCAUGUUAACACUCACAUGUUAACACAUGUUAGCAUGCUAUUCCAUGGCAGCUGGUUCAGGUUGUUUUGGUAAUGGUAAUGGUUUAAUUUCAUUUGAACAUGCAUCAGAUUACAAUUGAAUGCAUCACAUAAUCAGUUCACAGUUCCACAUGUCCAAAAGGAGUAGGAAGAAGCAAAGCUUAUUAAAUCCUACCCCUCCAUCUGGUACUUUUACAAUCAGUAACUGUCACAUUUGUUCACUUCCUGCUUUCCUAAUAUAAUUUACAUUUUUUUAAAUAAUUGUAAAAAAAAAAUGUAAACUUUAUUUUAUUAAAUUUAAAAAAAAAUAAAUUUUUAAAUUUUUAAUUUUUUAAAAGAAUAAUUGGUAAUGGUUAAGUAAUGGUAAUGGUUUUAUUUUAUUUGAACAUGCAUCAGAUUACACUUGAAUGCAUCACAUAAUCAGUUCACAGUUCCACAUGUCCAAAAGGAGUAGGAAGAAGCAAAGCUUAUUAAAUCCUACCCCUCCAUCUGGUACUUAAAUUUUAACAUUUUUAAAUUUUUAAAUGUUUAAAUUUUAGUCCGCUCCUAUUCAGUUUCGCAUAUGACAUCCGAAAUAAUUCUACAUCCACUCUUGGCCACUCCAAAUUGUCCAUAGGUAUGAAUGUGAGUGUGAAUGGUUGUUUGUCUAUAUGUGCCCUGUGAUUGGCUGGCCAACAGUCCAAGGUGUACCCCACCUCUCCCCCAAAGACAGCUGGGAUAGGCUCCAGCAUGCCCCCGCCCUAGUUGAGGAUAAGCAGUAGAGAAAAUGGAUGUAUGGAUGAUUUGAUGAAACUUUAUGUAAUUAUUUUACAAUGAUUUGAUGUUUUAUUGAAUGAGUUUAUGAAAUGAUUUUAGCCUUGUUUUCUGGAAAGCGCUUUGAAUAACAUUGUGUACUAAUCGUGCUGGAUCUGUAAUGCAGUUAUAUUUAAAAUGGCUGCAAUUCCUGAAUCACAAAUGUUAUUAUAUUUGAUCUUAUUAAACAUGAGAGUCAACAUUUCAAUCACAUCUGAAUUUUGGU
This is a messenger RNA of Doryrhamphus excisus (bluestripe pipefish), 3229 nucleotides long. RefSeq names its product neoverrucotoxin subunit alpha-like. Lineage: Eukaryota; Metazoa; Chordata; Actinopteri; Syngnathiformes; Syngnathidae. Gene Ontology annotation, molecular function: protein binding. The record is from RefSeq and is a predicted model, not a curated record.